Lymnaea stagnalis (great pond snail) is the source of this 6523-nucleotide messenger RNA. Lineage: Eukaryota; Metazoa; Mollusca; Gastropoda; Lymnaeidae. The record is from the annotation of a GenBank genome assembly.
ACCACUUGUCUCGGAAGUGCAUAGUACACUGUACACACUGUACAAACUGUCCGACUGAAGUGUGGUUAAAAAAAAUAAAGACGUACUACAUUUGUCAGACCAAGAGACGGUUUGGUUAUUUUCAAUGGUGUUCGAUUCUUGUGACCUGCUUCUGAACGGCUGCGGCCCUCAUUUUCGAUAGAUGUGAAAUCAUUUUUCGAUAGAUGUGAACUCAUUUUCGGUAGAUGUGAACUCAUUUUCGAUAGAUUUGAACUCAUUUUCGAUAGAUGUGAACUCAUAUUAUUAUCAUAUAAAGAUUUCAAACAUUUCUUUUAGCAACCAUUGGUAAAUGUAGGUCAUAUUAAAAAAAUAAUAAGAGAAUGACACUCUUUUUGUGUGUGAUAGGUGAUAAGCCAGCGUAACAUUUACUGACGCUGAAAUGUGUGAUUGUUUUUUUAGAAGUAAUCUACUUUGUGAUACAUACCGUCUCAUUCAUGCAAAUUUUAAGAUCAUCUGAUCUUACAAAAAAUCAAAAGCCCAAUUUUUCUACUGGUCGCGUCUCAUUGUCCAGUUCAUGAACGUGACAAGGGCUGACACUAGAAUUUAAAACUUGUGGCAUCUGUACCACUGAACCUAGGAAAAGGAAUUAAAAAAAAUAUGCCUUACAGACGACUGGCCAAGCUGGUUAUAUGUUCACUAGUAUCUCUAUCCCUGAUGGGGCUGUAUCUGAAAUACUUCAACAGACCCCCGGCCGACGUUCUGUUGAAAAUGAACAAGAAACCUCAGAGUCGGUUCAAUUUCGUCGAGGACAGGCCCGUGUCGUUUAAACCGCUGGACACAAGGGACAGAGGUGCUGAGUACGACAGCUACGUGGACUACAAACGUGAGGACACCGAGGUGGCGGGUGGCGAGCACUGGCAGGGCUUUCUGGACAGCAACAACUUCGUCUCUAUCGGCGCCGUGUACAGCGCUUGUGGUGGGUUUGUUGUAUUAUGGUCCUGUUUGUAACAUGUUUGGUUGGAUGCACUAGGUUAAAUCUGGUAUGGUCCUGUUUGUAAUGUGUUUGGUUGGAUGCACUAGGUUAAAUCUGGUAUGGUCCUGUUUGUAAUGUGUUUGGUUGGAUGCACUAGGUUAAAUCUGGUAUGGUCCUGUUUGUAACAUGUUUGGCUAGAUACCCUAGGUUUAAAUCUGGUAUGGUCCUGUUUGUAAUGUGUUUUGUUGGAUACACUAGGUUAAAUCUGGUAUGGUCCUGUUUGUAAUGUGUUUUGUUGGAUACACUAGGUUUAAAUCUGGUAUGGUCCUGUUUGUAAUGUGUUUUGUUGGAGACACUAGGUUUAAAUCUGGUAUGGUCCUGUUUGUAAUGUGUUUUGUUGGAUACACUAGGUUUAAAUCUGGUAUGGUCCUGUUUGUAAUGUGUUUUGUUGGAUACACUAGGUUUAAAUCUGGUAUGGUCCUGUUUGUAAUGUGUUUUGUUGGAUACCCUAGGUUUAAAUCUUGUAUGGUCCUGUUUGUAAUGUGUUUUGUUGGAUACACUAGGUUAAAUCUGGUAUGGUCCUGUUUGUAAUGUGUUUUGUUGGAUGCACUAGGUUAAAUCUUGUAUGGUCCUGUUUGUAAUGUGUUUUGUUGGAUACACUAGGUUUAAAUCUGGUAUGGUCCUGUUUGUAAUGUGUUUUGUUGGAUACCCUAGGUUUAAAUCUGGUAUGGUCCUGUUUGUAAUGUGUUUUGUUGGAUACCCUAGGUUUAAAUCUGGUAUGGUCCUGUUCGUAAUGUGUUUGGUUGGAUGCACUAGGUUAAAUCUGGUAUGGUCCUGUUUGUAAUGUGUUUUGUUGGAUGCACUAGGUUAAAUCUGGUAUGGUCCUGUUCGUAAUGUGUUUUGUUGGAGACACUAGGUUAAAUCUGGUAUGGUCCUGUUUGUAACAUGUUUGGCUAGAUACCCUAGGUUUAAAUCUGGUAUGGUCCAGUUUGUAACAUGUUUGGCUAGAUACCCUAGGUUUAAAUCUGGUAUGGUCCUGUUUGUAACAUGUUUGGCUAGAUACCCUAGGUUUAAAUCUGGUAUGGUCCUGUUUGUAAUGUGUUUGGUUGGAUGCACUAGGUUAAAUCUGGUAUGGUCCUGUUUGUAAUGUGUUUUGUUGGAGACACUAGGUUAAAUCUGGUAUGGUCCUGUUUGUAACAUGUUUGGCUAGAUACCCUAGGUUUAAAUCUGGUAUGGUCCUGUUUGUAACAUGUUUGGCUAGAUACACUAGGUUUAAAUCUGGUAUGGUCGUGUUUGUAACAUGUUUGGUUAGAUGCACUAGGUUAAAUCUGAUAUGGUCUUGUUUGUAACGUGUUUUGUUGGAUUCACUAGGCUAAAUCUGGUAUUGUCCUGUUUGUAACAUGUUUGGUUAGAUGCACUAGGUUUAAAUUCGGUUUGGUCCUGUUUAUAACUUUUUUAGAUAGAUACACUAGGUUUAAAUUUAGAAUUUGUUAUGUUAACACCGUCAGGUAAUGAAGCACACUUUUAACAAAAAUCGAAAUUACAAAUGAAUACACGUAUAUGGUAACUUGACAUAUUAUAAAUUAUUACCUCUCCAUGGUAACUUGAUAUAUUACAAAUUAUUACCUCUCCAAGGUAACGUGACAUACUACAAAUAAUUACACCUCCAUGGUAACUUCACAUAUUACAAACGAUUGCAUCUCCGAGGUAACUUGCUUUGAUAACUUUUUGUCCUUUAAUGUUUUCAAUACUUGAAUUAAAAUUUUAGUAGUGUUUAAAUCCCCUUAUAUGUUUUAUACCCACUCAAACUUAAUUUUUUUUUUUUUUUAAAUAUUUUUUUAAACAACCAAAAACGUUGGCAAAGUUUGUUAAAUGUUAGCUAAGAUCUCAAAUUAACGACUGGCUAAAUCUUAGUUUUAAAUUUAAAAGUUGAUUUAGGAAAGACGAUACUGACUUAAUCUCGUCUAGUCGAUUUAAUUGUAAUUUAAAUGGUUGUAAAAUAAUUGGAAAUUCCCAAUAGAUAUUAUUUUUUUUUUUUAAAAUUUAAAAUCUAUUUAUAGAAGGCACUCGCAGUCAGCUAGGAAGUGUUGUACUCCUUGAGGACAAAGAGCGGGGCGGUGUGCUGGCAAGGACAUACCUCAAUAUCACUAUAGGUAACCUAACUCAGUGUGAACAUCUUCUCACAUCAUAGUUUACACAUCACUGAACUCUUGCCCCUUACACCGUUUUAUGUUUGCGAGUGCUACUUUAUAAUUUAUUUAAUAAUUUAGUGGUCAAAAGCUGGUUUUAAAAUGAACAGACCAAGAAUACUAAAUGUCCUGAAAAAGAAAAUUUAAAUAAAAAAAUAUUAAAGUUAAAAAUGGAAAAAUAUUUAAAAAAGUAAUGAAGUCAAAAUGAAAAUCAAUAGUUCUAGGGAAAAAAAAAACCUUUUUUGUGGGGGGGGGGGGGGGUAUGAGAAAGUAGCAUAGCUUAGCCAUAAGCACAUACAUCAACCCAAACAACAUCUCUAAUGUAAUGAUAGAUUGAAUAAGCUAGGUCAUCGAUUUGAUAUCAUGGUUUAAAGAUGAUAAAGCAGUGUUGACUGUACGGCUGUCGGUAUGUUUAUAAUUCAUGUAUGGACAUGUAUAUCUUUUUAAACUCAUACAAACUUGUGUGGAAUCAUUGAUUAUUAUGAAACCUCUGACCAUUUCGUCCAAGUCACCUACAACAGAACACCUAGAACAGAACACGAAGAACAGAACACAGUGAUACAUCAUUACUUUUAAAAUCCAUUGAAUACCACACAAAGCAAAACCCACCCACCCACAUUUAGAACCACAAAAACAAACUGUUACAAGAUGACUGUUAUGAUGUGUAGUAAGUAAUGUUACAAGAUGGCAUUAUAAUUGUGGGGUAAGUACUGUUACAAGAUGGCAUUAUGAUGUGGGGUAAGUACUGUUACAAGAUGACAUUAUAAUGUGUAGUAUGUACUGUUAGAAGAUGACAUGAUGUGUAGUAAGUACCGUUACAAGAUGAAAUUAUACUGUGCAGUAAGUACUGUUACAAGAUGACAUUAUGAGGUGUAGUAUGUACUUUUAGAAGAUGGCAUUAUGAUGUAGGGUGAGUACUGUUACAAAAUGACAUUAUGAUGUGUAGUAAGUUAUUUUACAAGAUGACAUUAUGAUGGGCAGUAAGUACUGUUACAAGAUGACAUUAUGAUGUGUAGUAUGUACUGUUACAAGAUGACAUGAUGAUGUGCAAUAAUUACUGUUACAAGAUGACAUUAUGAUGUGUUGUGAGUACUGUUAAAAGAUUACAUUAUGAUGUGCAGUAAGUACUGCUACAAGAUGACAUUUUGAUGUGUAAUAAGUACUGUUACAAGAUGGCAUUGUGAUGUGCAGUAAGUACUGUUACAAGAUGACAUUAUAAUGUGUAGUAGGUACUGUUAAAAGAUGAAAUUAUAAUGUAUAGUAGGUACUGUUACAAGAUGACAUUAUGAUGUGUAUUAGGUACUGUAAGAAGAUGACGUUAUAAAGUGUAGUUAGGUACUGUUACAAGAUGAAAAUAUAAAUGUGUAGUAGGUACUGUUACAAGAUGACAUUAUUAUGUGUGGUAGGUACUGUUACAACAUUGCAUUGUGAUGUGGGGUAAGUGAAUUAUAACUCUAUGACAUUAUGAUGUGCAGUAAGGAAAUUGUUACACUAUGGUGCAGUGUCAGGCUGAUGUGUCCAAGGUUAAAAAACAAAUAUUCUUAAAACGCACAUGGCAUGCGUGUCAUUAAAUCAUUUUAGUAGAGGUUCUAUGUGUAAGUUUUAUGUGAUUAUAACAUCUGUAUCUUUACCUCCAAACACUAUGAAUAUGUUACGUCAAACAUCUAAUUCAGGAUAUACUUUGUUGAUGUUAAUGAGUGUGGGAAAAACAGCAAGUAAAUUAGUCAUUAUUCAUUUUUUCAACUAUGCCUAAUUGCCCAAACCACCCUGCUGCCUCUCUAUCUACGGAAUCUUACGUACUGCGCUCUUUUGAAGCGAUAGCGCCAAAAUUAUGGAACAGUUUGCCUCAAUCUUUGAGGGGAAUUGAAAAGUUUAAAAAAAAAUCAUUUAAGAAACAUUUUAAAACUGUUUUUGUUUAAAUAGAUUUAAGAAAACCAGAGCGCAGUGAGGAUACCAGCGCUAUAGAAAUAUCAAAUCAAUCAAUCAAAUCAAAAUCUAUUCAUCUGUGGCGAAACUCAUUCAUUGGUUGGUGUAGUUUUUUUGUUUUUUUAAAGUUUGGGGAGGGGGUAAUCUCUUUUUAUAAUGAAAUAACAUGUCCAUAACAGCCGUCUUAACCUAAACAAGAACCAUUAUUAUUGCUUUGCCAACUGGACUUGGUCAAGACAAUAAGAGGUCAAACAUUUACCGGGAAAUAUUAUUUCUCUUUCCAUACUUCCGGAUAAUCGUAAUAUUUGUAUUCGCAUUGGUUUGUAAUAUACUUGUUUUGGUAAACGUGUCUUGAUCAACAUGUUUUGAUAAACGUGUUUUGAUAAAAGUGUCUUGAUAAAAGUGUUUUGAUAAACGUGUUUUGAUAAACGUGUCUUGGUAAACGUGUUUUUUUUUCCCUCAACCGUGUCACCAGAUCACGAGAUCAAAGAAGGCACCUUCCACCUGGAGGUCAAAUACAACGGCCAGGACCUGUUCACCAACUACUGGGAACUUUGCGAGCUGGAGGACGAGCUCCCGGUGGUCAACAAGACGUUCACGUGUCCCGUCGCGGCGGGAAAGUGGAGCAAGGUCAAGGAUAAGCACAUCCCUGGAUAUCUACCGGCUGUGAGUGAAAUUUGAAUAUUGAAUCAGUACGGUCAUCGUGUCAUUUAAUAUUACAAUCAAGACAGCUGUACAUUAUCUAAUACCACAUCAGUACCAUUUUAUUGUAUUUGUUACUACAUCAGCAAUGAUAAAGACAAUGUCAUACUGAAUUUAAAAACAUCCUUAAACACAAAAACAAACAGAAAAAAAGGCAAGAGACGGUGUUUAAAUAAAGUUCAUCCCCCGAAGUAAGAAUAAUGGCAUUCCCUCGAUCACCGAGACAAAGUAUAGAAAAUAAAGUUAUUCUAAACGGUAUCUUAGUCAGGAAACUUGAGUGAAUUGGAAAUAAUCAUAACUUGGUUAAGCUAAAUGCGUGUUAAGACUAACUUGAAAAAAAAAAAAAAAAAAAGAAAGACUGAAUAAAAUUAAAAAAUAAUUUAAAAAUUAAUUUAUAAACCACCAUUAUUUUAAAGAAAUAAGAAUAAAAAAAAAUGAUAUACAAAUGAUGUUAAAAAAAUAUAAUAAAUUUUGCUAAAAUAAUUUCAUAAAAAGACAUAAUUUUUAUUAAUUAUUUUUUUUUAAUUGAAUUAUUAUUAUUAUUUUUAAAAUUUAAUGAGAAUGUUUUUAAGGAGAUGUAAUUAAGGUUUCUUAACAUCUAAUUUUAUUAUUAUGAUUAUUUUUUUUGUUUUUGUUUUUUUUUGUUCCGCUCAGGGCCGUUACCAGACGAAGGCUUGGGCCGUGGACGAGAGCCGGCAAGUAAUUGCUUGCGGUUUUUCAGAUUUUAACCUUUGACCCCGGAGUUAAUUUGAAU